AUGUAUAGAGUCAUGAAACGACAAUACUUGCUCUCUCUUCUUCGAACCAUUCGCGGAUACCGAUCAAAGGCGGAACAAUACCCGGCACCCUCCUGUGAUGAUGGCAGCAACUUAGCCAAGCGCACGCAUUCAUGCUCUGUGCCUGCUUCCGAUGAACCCCAAAUUGAGAUGAUGAGAUCACUGUUCAAGGGUUAUAAUCCCACGUUCAAGCUCCAUCCUCUUGGGUGGGAGGCAGAGUCUCUCCUGCUUUUGAGUCCUACACAGCAGAUGUGCUACUACAAUGGGAAAUUGUUCGGCGGGUACAUUGCCCUCUUGAUGGACCGCAUUCUUGCCGACAGCUGCAAAUCAGCAGUCACAGCCUACUUGAACACGUCUUACCUCCACUCGGUUCCGCCAACAGCUCCGAUACUUCUUCGAGCAUGGCCCGAUCGGGUUGAAGGUCGCAAGGUUUACUUGAAGGGUUCUCUCCAGAUUCCAGGAAAGGUUCCUCAAGAUUGGAUUGAGGCGAUCACAGCGGAUGCUUUGUUUAUAAAGCCAAAGGAUUGGGAAUGA
Molecule: messenger RNA, 552 nt
Organism: Penicillium bovifimosum
Lineage: Eukaryota; Fungi; Ascomycota; Eurotiomycetes; Eurotiales; Aspergillaceae
Product: PaaI family thioesterase
Exons: 2
Coding region: 1-552 (183 amino acids)
Source: RefSeq, a predicted model, not a curated record